AUGCAACCAUUGGAGCGUUCAAGUAACAGCGCAAUGACAAUGACAAUGACAACCGAUACAAUUCCAACGAACCUUCCCCCACCAACAGAGGACUCAAGCAAUUCGACAAGUUCACCCACAUCAUCAUGUAGAAAUUUAUCAACACUAACCUUCUCAAUAGCAAAAAUAAUGGAGCCCGAUAAACGACUACUGACAUCAUCCGAUACGUCUAGUAUUAGUCUACGUCAGCCGUCAGCCAAUAUCCAAUCGCUGUCUUACUCGGCGCACUUGGAAUCAGCAUUUAAAAAAUAUGUUCCUACUCUAAGGCACCAGAGUCUCCUUCAGCACUACCCCCUACUAUAUUACCAUCCAAACCCUUUACUCCGAGUUUUUCCACCAACACCACCAUCACAUCCUGCCGGCCGUUUGGAAGUAGCACCAGCAGCAGCUAAUAGUGAAAAAAAAUCACCAGUGCCAGUGCAAUUACCCCUCUCAGUAUCAGUAGCGUCAAGUAGCGUUCCAUCGUCUGCAAAUUCACCCCCCCAAAUUGGCCAGCAGCUAUCAACGAGUAGAGAAAUAAAUCCAAACAAGCAGAAAACAUUCGCCUGCCCUGAGUGUGGUAAAGUAUUCAAUGCUCACUACAAUUUAACGCGUCAUAUGCCAGUGCACACUGGUGCACGUCCAUUCGUCUGCAAGAUAUGUGGCAAGGGUUUUCGUCAAGCUAGCACACUGUGCCGUCAUAAAAUCAUUCAUACAGCCGAAAAACCACACAAAUGUCAAACAUGUGGUAAAGCAUUUAAUCGCAGUUCAACAUUAAAUACUCAUACACGUAUCCAUGCCAAUUAUAAGCCAUUUGUUUGUGAAUUUUGUGGUAAGGGUUUCCAUCAGAAAGGCAACUACAAGAAUCAUAAGCUCACCCAUAGUGGAGAGAAAGCUUACAAAUGUAAUAUAUGCAAUAAAGCUUUUCAUCAAAUUUACAAUCUUACAUUUCACAUGCAUACACAUAAUGAUAAAAAGCCAUUUUCCUGUAAAAUAUGUGGCAAGGGAUUUUGUAGAAAUUUUGAUCUUAAAAAACACAUGCGCAAGCUCCAUGACAGCAGUUCACCAGUGUUAAAUAGUUCUAAUAUUGGAGGAUCCACUGGGCAAUCCCAUAUCGAAACUACUACAUUUUCAGCGAUUCAUCACAGUGGAACGAGUCAUGCCUUUGUCAGUCCAUUUUUAUUACCCCCACCUGGAUCACAUCAGAGUUACCUUACCAAGAUGUUGUGACAGAGUGACACUAAUAGAAAGAGCCAUCAUCAGUGUCCGCUCUUUCUCGGUGCUAUGACUUACUCCAGUGAUGUUGGACAUUUGGCAGAUGUAUUAAAGUGAAGGUGAUUAUAUACUAUACAGUAUAUACAGUAUACUAUAGUAUAGUGCAGCGCGGUACUUUGUUGCUUAUGCAAUAUUCAACUGAAAUUGUUGUUUUUUUCUUUUUCAUCUUCUUCUUCUUCUUCUUGUUUCUCUUUCUUCAAUGAGGUGCAAUCAUGACUGAUUAAAAAUUCUGAUUGUAAAUAAACUUUGUAAAUAUAAUACUUUUAAGUGUAUAGCAGAGAAAGAUGAAAAAUUAUGCGCCGGCAAUAUUAUAGAUAUAAAAAAAAGGAAAUUAUGAUUUUUUUUUCAUGUAAAUCAAGCUGUUUCAUAUAUAAUGAAAAAUUCACAAUAGACAUCACUGGCGAACGAUUAACAUAAUUGUAAUUCGAAUGAUACAAUGGAUAAUGUACGAAUUGGUGUGAUAGUAGUUUGUAAGGAUACUUUUAGAAUUAACCAUCGAUAUGAAAUAUGAUGUUAACAGAUAUUAACUGCAACAAAAAUCAUCGUCAAAAUGAAAAAAUUACAAAUAUCUUUUAUUUCGGUUUGGUAUUCGAUUUCGCAUAUUCUACACUGUGAAAAGAAUUCAUGUCAGGCAUUUCAUAAUUGAUUCUUAUAUGCAUAAAAGCCUUUAAAUUGCUUUUUCAGUCAAGGAGUCACUCACAAAUCCCAUAUACAUACAAUCGUUUAUUGUGUUUAAUGGACGAUUAAAUGACAGAGAAUAUGCAUUUAAAGAAAUUGUAUAUCUAGAUGAAAAAAAAAAAAAGAAAAAGAAAAAGAAAAAAAGGAUGGUAGCUACAAAAAAAUGCAUAUUACAUGUGUACGUGUCUCUCAUUGUAAA
This is a messenger RNA of Diachasma alloeum, 2170 nucleotides long. Its product is annotated as fez family zinc finger protein erm. Lineage: Eukaryota; Metazoa; Arthropoda; Insecta; Hymenoptera; Braconidae. Gene Ontology annotation, cellular component: nucleus. The transcript is spliced from 2 exons. The record is from RefSeq and is a predicted model, not a curated record. The coding region runs from base 1 to 1248 and encodes 415 amino acids.